CAGGAAGUUUCGGAUACUUCUAGCGUCAGUAUGUCUUCCGUCAGUGACUCGUGAUAAAGUGAUAUUGCCUUGAAUUAAUACGCGGCGCGAUUCCAAUCGUAUUUCGUAUUUCGUAUUCGCACUCGUAAUCGUACAGUUAAAAUACAUAGUACGAGUACAUACUAGAUAGGUACGUAGACGUACGUACGUGAAUACUGUAUAUUUUGGUGUAUACUCUGUGUGUGUUCUCUGCGCGUAUCGUAAUAAUUAUUUUCGUUUGCCCGCCCGCAGCAGAUACCUACUCGGUCAUUUGAAUGAAAAUCCACAUCGGUAUAGUCUUCGGGCGCAAGCGCUACUGAAUUUGAAAAUUUCUAAUCCUUCGAGCCAGCAAGCUUCGGGCUCACCUUGGAUAUCGUCGUUAUCGUCUGCUCAACCUACACCUACGCUCACACAACACACCGCGUAGUAGUAAUCGUGCGAGUAUUACCUAAAUCAUGGCCUGCAAUAGUGGUCGUCGUCGUACGAGUAGCCUAAUACAUACCUAUUAGGCACCUCUACACGCCCCAUCGCUAUCAGUCUACACCUAACCUAUACCUAUCCAUCUAGAAGAGCUACAUAUAAGAGAGGCGCUAGGCGCUACCUACCUAAGUAGGUACCUAUACAGCAGAUACGCUACGGUGCACGUAUAAUACGUAUAGUAUCGUUUAAAACGGCCGAUUGGCGAUUUAAAUGCGAGCGGUCGAAAGUAAACCUUGUUAUUCUAUCGUCGGUGUUGGUGCAGUAACUCGAUUGUCGACAAAAAUUCAAUUUCGCUCGCACAAAACGUGAACAUGCGCGAAGAAAAACCGAUACCCGAUGGCGGCUUAUUUCGAAGCCAAUAAAAGGCAUUUUUCGCCUCAGCAGUCGAUGGGAUCGCAAGAACAUCAUCGUCAAUAAGUUCAACUAUCGAUACAAUACCUCGUUCGAUUCGAUGGUAUGAUUUCGUUUCGAUAGGUUCGAGAGAGAGAGAACAAUAUGUUUCCACAUCGUGAUGAAGCCAACGUAUUUGUCGCAAAUUUGCGCCAUUCCAGCGAGCAAUAAAAUUCGUUCAUUCGUCGAAGCUUCGUCGAGUAUAUCACCAAAAGUGCGGCAAUCUCGUUCAAAGUAGUCCCCUUUGACGCGAAUAUUUAAACUGUCUGCUCUGGUUGCACUCCUACUAACUAAAUUACUACUUACUCCCUCGUCGACUUUCUUAUUCAUUUAUUCAUUCGUUCAUUUCCUCACCCACUUACUUACCUAAUUACUUAAUUACUUAUUUUACUUAUUUACUUACUUUCCUUUUUGCUCACCUAUUUCUUUAUUUAUUCACUUACUCACUCAUCGCCCCACCCCCUUACGUGUCUACUUAUUCGUCUAUCUGUCAAUGCCCCUGGUGACUCGCCUCUUUCUAUUUACCAACACUCCACAGAUGCUAAUCGUAUCGGUUUGAUUGCCUUGGCCUUCGAUUACGACCGAGUCUCGACGACGGUAGAUCUCCUGAAGAAGACUGCAGCGAUCAACUGCAGACAGCAGCCCACCGUCCAAAUCUGAAGUAGUGGAAUCAAACCCCCUAACACGAGAGCAGCGAUUGCGAUGGUGAUGAACAAACGUCUUUACACCAAAUGGAAAACUCAAUCGCUAGGCAAAUAAUGAAAUGGAGGAGACGUAUGGAUCGGCCAUCAAAAAUUACUCGAUAGUAUCGUACUCGAUUUCCGAUCCAUUGGACCAGCAGCCGCACCAACAGCACUACCAGUUCGGCAACACAAACGUCUUGAAUUCAUCUUGGCCAGCAACGAAUUCCAGCAGCAGCAGCAGCGGCGACGACUGGACCUGGAUAAUCAGCGCUAUAAUCUAUGCCAUCAUAAUGGGUUUCAUAAUCGUGGCGUCGAUUUGCGGCAACCUAUUGGUCAUCGUCAGUGUGAUGCGGCAUCGUAAGCUGCGCGUCAUCACCAAUUACUUCGUGGUGUCGUUGGCGCUGGCCGAUAUGCUGGUGGCCAUGGGCGCGAUGACUUUCAACGCCAUCGUGCAGAUCACCAAACGAUGGAUGUUCGGGUACUUCAUGUGCGACGUGUGGAACUCGCUGGACGUGUACUUUUCCACCGCCUCCAUACUGCACUUGUGCUGCAUCAGCGUCGACAGAUACUACGCUAUAGUCAAACCCUUCAAGUACCCUAUCAAUAUGACGAAAAAAGUCGUGGCUGUGAUGUUACUCAAUACGUGGUUAUCGCCGGCCGUCAUCGCCUUCGUGCCCAUAUUUCGCGGCUGGUAUACCACCGAAGAGCACCUCGAGCAUCGGAGACAGAAUCCGCAAGAAUGUUCUUUCAAGGUGAACAAAACCUACGCUAUUGUAUCAUCGUCGAUAUCAUUCUGGAUACCAUGUACCAUCAUGAUCUUCACAUACUGGCAAAUCUUCCGCGAAGCGAACCGGCAAGAGAAGCAAAUACACGCGCGAUUAGGUAAUCAAGCGCUGAUAAAUUACGCCAGAGAUGACCACAACAGCUCGAACGGUGACGUCAAAAGUAAUAAUGGACGAUCGUCGUCGAACGUGUUCAACGAAAUGGGCCCAUCGGUACAUUGUACGCCGACUAAAGAUAGGAAUAUUAUCAAAAUGAAAAGAGAACACAAAGCGGCUCGAACAUUAGGAAUUAUUAUGGGAACUUUCAUAUUAUGCUGGUUGCCGUUUUUCUUAUGGUAUGUGAUAACUGCUUUAUGCGAUAAAUCGUGCAAUUGCCCGGACGAGAUUGCGACGAUUGUAUUCUGGAUUGGUUAUUUCAAUUCGAUGUUGAAUCCUUUGAUAUACGCUUAUUUUAAUAGAGACUUUAGAGAAGCAUUUAGAAAUACUUUGGAAUGGGCUUUUUGUUACAUAUGCAAAAGAGACUCUUCCGAUAUCGACGGACUGGAUAUACGAAGACAGUCUCUCCGUUACGACGAUCGUACAAGAAGCAUUUAUUCGGAAACAUAUUUGAAAAACAUAGGUAGAAGACGAUCUAGUGAAUUAGGAAGUAGCUUAUGACAAGAAACAAUAAAAAUUUAAUACUCAUUUUUAUACUCGAACUUUUUACGACUGGUUAAUUAAAUUAUAAGUACUUAUACCGUAAGAGAUUAAGUAUCGUAUCGCUAUAGUUUCAACAUCUUGUCGCUAUAUCUUACUCAAUUUACCUACCUACCUAAGUGCCUACUUAACCUAACCUAACCUAUCUAUGUAGUACCUGUCAACAUUGUAGUUCGUUCAUUUGAAUUUUUGGAUACAUUUUAGGUAGCCUACCGGAAAUGUACGCCGAUUCAAAUGAGCACGCUGCAGAACCACACGGUGCUCAUAAAGCAUGUGUUAUUAACAGGUAGAUAGAGGUACUGCGCUGUUCACUCGAUUGGUUCAUUUUUUCUCUCUCUUUUCACAGUUCGAUUAAUGAGAAUUUUAAAAUAUGCAGUACGAGGAGUAAAGUAAUACGUAAUAAUUGGCCUAAAAAUAUCAAUAUCGCGUAGGUACCCUAUAUCAAUAUAAAUAAUAGUACCUACUUAUACUCGUAUAACCUCUGCGUACUAUAAUAUCUCUAUUUGCGACAAGUUUACCUAAAAUUCCAUAGGUACUUAUUUUUAUGUGUUUACCUGCCUACCUCUUACUUCGCGCAUCGACGAAUUUUGUAAAUAAACGCGCCAUUCAAGUGCUUAACGUCUAGCAGCCUACCAAACACAUGUAUACGACAUACGUGCGCCGUGAAUGUGAUAACACGCAACCAAGCACACGUGCUGAAUGGUCGAGUGCCAAAUGAAUAACACCCGCCAAAAUUUUCGAUGGUGAAACACAAUAUGGUCACUGCGAAAGCGAAAAGCAGUUCGCUAUGUUAAAACUCGCGUAGGCCCUAAUAAAAUUUUACUAAUUCAGCUGAAAAUUUACAUCUUCGAAUUCUUUCAAACUUGCAGGCUCAUUGGACUCUACCAAGGGUUCGGGUCUGGUCUCUUACUCGAUUUUUACCAAAAAAUAAACAAUAAAAUUAAUUCAAGUAACCAAAAAAGUGACAAAACAAAAACAAAAAUACAUAAGAAAAUCAUUUCAAAAAAAAACGAAAUAUCAAGAAGUACAGAUUGAAAUAUUUUGCAACUUACUACAUAUUAGUAGUGAAAAAGCGAGUCUUUUUGGCAAAUAUUGGCAGCCAAAUGAAAAUUUUUGCAAUAUUCUGACCAAAAAAAAAAAAAAAUUUUUGAAAAAAGUUAGAUUUUGAGAAUUUUAGCGAAAGAUAAGACUUUUUGGAAAUUUCUGACAAUAGAGCAAAAACUUCUGGACAGUUUUUGGGAAAAAGUGAGACGACGAUUUAAGGGAAUAAGUAUAUAAAUUUUAAAAGAAACAAAAAUUAUUUUUUUUAUUAAUUUUUCGCUAAAAGCAAGACCUUACUUAUUCGACUAUUUUAGCAAAAAGCAACACUUCUCGAGUAAUUUUUUGCAAGAAUUUGACAAUUUUUAUGAGAAAAAAAAUUAUACUUUUUUCAAAUUUAAUGGUGAAAACGCGAGACUUUUGACAUUUCUUGGUAAAAAAAAGUAGCAAUUUUACGUAUUUUUUGGGAAAAAAAUUAAGAAUUUUUAGAAUUUGUAAAAAAAAUCGAGUAAGUUACCUUUUUUUUCUGCAAUUUCUGUCAAAAAAUCAAGACUUUGCAAUUUUGCAACUAAACGAGAAUUUUCAUCAAUUUUCUGCAGAAAGCAAGACUUCGACAAUUGCAAAGCAAAAAUCAAUGUGUACUUUUCUUUUUCGAAAAAGUGAGAGUUUUUGAAAAUUUAAUGGUGAAAAAGAAGAGAUUUUUUGGAACUUUUUUUUGGCAAAACCAAAAUUUUACACAAGUUUUGGCAAGAAGCAAUUUUUGAAGAAAAAACGAGUCCUUUUUUUCAAUAUUUUCGGGCAAAAAAGCACAACUUUUGGACUUUGACGAUUUUUGGAAAAACAAAGAAACGAAACUACGAGUAUUUCGUAAUUUUGACAGAAGGCAAGAUGUUUUGCUAGAAAACGAGAUCGAGAUUCUGAUGACAGUAGAAGGCAGGCCUUUUUUUAGCCUUUGUAACCAUCACGCUAAAAAAGCAGUGCAGCCAGUUGGAAAAAGAAAAUUUUUGGGAAAAAGUUAAGCCUCUUCAGCAUUUUUACAAGAAAGAGAGCAUUUUUUUCAGAAAGAAAGAUUUUUAGGUGAUUUUUGGUAAAAAUUCGAGGCUUUUCAAUCUUACAAAAAAGCGAGACUGAUGGAAAUUUUUUGGAAAAAAGAAGACUCCAAAGAAUUCUUUCCAAAAACAAAUUUUUGUUUAUUUUUGUAAAAUAUCGAGGCAGGGAAUUUCAGCAGAAAAAAGAUACUUUUUGGCAAUUUCCGGCAUAAAGCAAGAUUAUUGGGUAAUUUUCUUCGGAAAAUUUAUUGAAAAGCGAGAAUUUUCGUCAAAAAGUAACAACUUUAGUAAAAUGCCAACGUUUUUGGAGAUAACUCACAAUUUUUUUUUUUUGUAAUUUAGGUCGAGAAAGCAAAACUUGUAGGAAUGUAGGCAACUUUUUGGUAGCAAAAAAAACUUUCUAUAAUUUCUGAGAAAAAUUGUGAAUUUUUUUAACAAUUUUGCUAACAAAAUGAUUUUUUAAUAUUUUGGAGGAAAAGCCAGUCUUUUGGCUGGACAAUUUUUUUUUACAGAAAGCGACAAUUUUUGGCCAGAAACAAGACCAUUUGGCAAAAUUAACGUAAAGGAGAUAUAGAUAUAUAUUUUUUUUUUGGUAGAAGCGAGACUUCCACUUUAGCAUAGGCCCAAGGUAAGAGUUCCAGGGCUCAUACUCAUUUCUUUCCAAAAAUGAAAAAAAGUAAUUCAAGUAACCAAAAAGGUGACAGAACAGAAACAAAAAUCACAAAAAUACUAGAAUAUUACAAAUUGAAAUAAUUUGAAGAAGUAGAAACUAAUUCGAAAUUUUUGAUGAAAAAGUCAGAUUUCUUGACAAUGAUUGGCAAAAAGUGAGUAUUUCUGCAAUUUUUGGAAAAAAGUGACUUUCAGACAAUUUUUGGAAAAAGAGACGUUUGGACCAUUUUUGGAAAAGUGACUUCUGACCAAUUUUUGAGAAGAAGUUACUUUUGGCCAAUUUUUGAGAAGAAGUGACUUUUGGACAGUUUUUGGAAAAAGUGAUUUUGACCAAUUUUUGAAAAGAAGUGACUUUUGGACAAUUUUUGGAAAAAGUGACUGUUGACCAAUUUUUGAGAAGAAGUGACUUUUGGCCAAUUUUUGAGAAGAAGUGACUUUUGGACAAUUUUUGGAAAAAGUGAUUUUGACCAAUUUUUGAAAAGAAGUGACUUUUGGACAAUUUUUGGAAAAAGUGACUUUUGGACAAUUUUUGAAAAAAGUGACUUUUAGACAAUUCUUGGAAAAAAGUGACUUUUGCACAAUUUUUGGAAAAAAGUGACUUUUGCACAAUUUUUAGAAAAAAGUGACGAACAAUUUUUGGAAACAAGUGACUUGGACAAUUUUCAAAAAAAGUGACUUCUGGACAAUUUUUGAAAAAAGUGACUUCUGGACAAUUUUUGAAAAAAGUGACUUCUGAACAAUUUUUGGAAAAAAUGACUUUUGGACAAUUUUGGAAAAAAAAGUAAGACUUUGAAUUUUUUGCAAAAAGGUGAUCAUUUUUGAAAAUUUUGUUACAAUUUUUUACAAGAAAACUUAAAUAAUUUUACCAAAAAGCUGGAAUUUUGGGGAAUCAUUAGCAAAAAAGUAAUGCUUUUGCAUAAUUUUUGAAAAAAAAUCAGAACGCAACAAUUUGACAAUUUAAGCAAAAAUAAACAAUUUCCUCAUUGGCAGAUGAGUAAGUAAAUUUUUUUCGCAAUUUUUUGUGAAGAGUGAUUUUUUUUGUAAUUUUUGCAAAAACGAAGACUUAUGGGCAAUUUUUGAGAAAAAUAAAACUUUUUAGAAUUUUUUGCAAGAAGCAGAGAAUUUUGGGCAAUUUCUGGAAAAAAGUAUAGAUGAUAAUUUUAGCAAAAAACAUGAAUUUUUGACUAUCUUUGACCAAAAAAAAAAAAAAAUGGUGAGUCCUUUUUAGCAAUCUUUGCUAAAAAUGGGAGACUUACUCAUUUAUACGUACUCAUUACAAUUUCAGAAACAUUAAGAAUUUCUUAUUCUUUCUGACGUAACCAAAAUUUUCAAAUUCUCUGCAGUUACGAUAGUCUAGACAUAAAUUCUGGUACUAAACAUCGUAGUAGUCGUAGACACAACAAUUUUCGUAGGUAGAUAGGUACUUAGGUAGGCAGAUAGGUAGGUAAGGUACUAAAAUUACGUAAGAACCUAUACCUGAUUAGCCGUAUUGUUAUGUUCCUAUUUAGCCUAGAGUUGUACUUUGUGCUCAAAACAAAAUGUAUUCGAACUUGCGUCGUCGUCGUGCUCUAGUAGGUCAUCGUGUGUAAGUCGCAUACUUUUAUUAUUAUUUUUCAUUAUUAUCGUUAUCAUUUUGUUACGAUCAUACCUACUACUUAUAUAGUGGAAAAAUUCAAAAUACAAAAAAUACCUAUACGUACGUAAAAUUAUUUAAAUACCUACCUAUGUAAUAUGUACUAAUUAUUAAGUACCAAAAUUACCCACCGUUGUAAAUUUCGUUUUUUUUUUUUUUUAUACCUAUUAUCAUCGUGUUCUCCCCUUCUCUUGCAUGUAUACUUACUACUUACCUCCCCCUACCUACCCUACCUAUGUUAUAUAAUCUUAAGAAUAAUGCCUUAUUGAUGAAACACUCUACUACAUACGUAUGUAUAGGUGACGCGGUUUUUUGUUUGUUUUUGUUUUUUUUCUGUUUGUUUUUCUUUCUUUCUUUCUUUCUUUCUUUUUUUUUCUGUUUUAAUUUUUUUUUUAUUUUUCAUUUUCAUUUUAAUUUUUACUUUUUUUUGAACGACAUGAAACAAUGACAUUGAGAAAUUACUAUUGUUACCUGCCUUUUUGCUGGAGUACCUUUACCUAUUUAUAAUCAUAAGUACGUAUCUCAUCGAUGUCAUUCGAUUUAGUGAAGUGAUUUUUUGUUUUGUUUUGUUUUCUAAAACUUCGUACUGAAGAUGAAAUGUAAGCAAUUAAACGUGCGAGUCGAUUAGUUAA
Messenger RNA from Planococcus citri (citrus mealybug), 8070 nucleotides. Its product is annotated as octopamine receptor beta-2R-like. Gene Ontology annotation, cellular component: plasma membrane. Gene Ontology annotation, molecular function: octopamine receptor activity. Lineage: Eukaryota; Metazoa; Arthropoda; Insecta; Hemiptera; Pseudococcidae. The record is from RefSeq and is a predicted model, not a curated record. The transcript is spliced from 4 exons. Gene Ontology annotation, biological process: adenylate cyclase-activating adrenergic receptor signaling pathway. Bases 1652 to 3010 code for a protein of 452 amino acids.